Messenger RNA from Orcinus orca (killer whale), 6786 nucleotides. It is a transcript of the gene ST3GAL6, whose product is annotated as ST3 beta-galactoside alpha-2,3-sialyltransferase 6. Gene Ontology annotation, biological process: glycolipid biosynthetic process. Bases 80 to 1075 code for a protein of 331 amino acids. Gene Ontology annotation, molecular function: beta-galactoside alpha-2,3-sialyltransferase activity. NCBI's taxonomy places the organism in Eukaryota, Metazoa, Chordata, Mammalia, Artiodactyla, Delphinidae. The transcript has 12 exons. The record is from RefSeq and is a predicted model, not a curated record.
UGCCCUUUCUGAGGACUCCAACCUGAGAGACAGCACCUUAGAUAGCUCUGAGGACCUGUUCCAAAGAGGUGGGCCAGCCAUGAGAGCGUACCUUGUGGCCAUCUUCCUGAGUGCUGUCUUCCUCUAUUAUGUGCUGCAUUGUAUAUUGUGGGGAACAAAUGCCUAUGGGGUGCCACCUGUGGAAAUGAAGAAGAGAAAUAAGAUCCAGCCUUGUUUAUCAAAGCCAGCCUUUGCCUCUCUCCUGAGGUUUCAUCAGUUUCACCCUUUUCUGUGUGCAGCUGAUUUUAAAAAUACUGCUUCCUUCUAUGGUAGCGAUAAGUUUGAUUUGCCCUAUGGGAUAAGAACAUCAGCCGAAUACUUUCGACUUGCUCUUUCAAAACUGCAGAGUUGUGAUCUCUUUGAUGAGUUUGACAAUGUGCCAUGUAAAAAAUGUGUGGUGGUUGGUAAUGGUGGAGUUUUGAAGAAUAAGACGUUAGGAGAAAAGAUUGACUCCUAUGAUGUAAUAAUAAGAAUGAAUAAUGGUCCUAUUUUAGGACAUGAAGAGGAAGUUGGGAGAAGGACUACCUUCCGACUUUUUUAUCCAGAAUCUGUUUUUUCAGAUCCCAAUCACAAUGAUCCUAAUACUACGGUGAUUCUCACUGCUUUUAAGCCGCUUGAUUUAAAGUGGCUGUGGGAAUUGUUGACAGGUGGCAAAAUAAACACUAAUGGUUUUUGGAAGAAACCAGCAUUAAAUCUGAUCUAUAAACCGUAUCAAAUCAGAAUAUUAGAUCCUUUCAUUAUCAGAACAGCAGCUUAUGAACUGCUUCAUUUCCCAAAAGUGUUUCCCAAAAAUCAGAAACCCAAACACCCAACAACAGGAAUUAUUGCCAUUACAUUGGCAUUUCACAUAUGUCAUGAAGUUCACCUUGCUGGUUUUAAGUACAACUUUUCUGACCUCAAGAGUCCUUUGCACUACUUUGGGAAUGCCACCAUGUCUUUGAUGAAUAAGAAUGCGUAUCACAAUGUGACUGCAGAGCAGCUCUUUUUGAAGGACAUUAUGGAAAAAAACUUUGUAAUCGACUUGACUCAAGGUUGACCCUACAGACUCCGAAGAUGAUGCGAACAGUAUUAGUUUUAUUUUUACACUGCAAUUUUUAGUUUAUUUUUAAAUAUGUUGGAUGUACUUGUCAAGAAAUUAUAUUAAGUCUAUUGAUGCCUGGUGCUUCAUAACCACCAGCUUAAUUUCUGUGAAUAUAUUUAAUUUAUGGAAACCAAGACAUGCUAAGCUAUCAGGGAGAGUGAAUUUUUCAUUGCAUUGUUUUAAAAAUAAGCUAGUUUUCUGAGGUGUUUUUAAGCAUCUUCUUAUAGUUACUUCAUCUUAGACUUUUGAAGGGAUGUGACUUCCUAAUAAGUAAGGGGAUUUAGUUUACCACAGCAGAUUUUGAAUGUAACGUGACAUUCUGAGAGGUUUAUCUGCCUCCUGUAAAUUGGUGGGGAGCUGGCAUGCAGCGGUGCCUUGAAUGGGGCAUACUGGAACCACCUCAGGCCUCUGUAUCUCUCUCUGGAUGAUUGUUUGGUUCCUUUUUGUUCUACCUGAGGAACCUGGCUGGAAUCUUAAACCAGACCCUAAGCAUGGAUGAUGAGGGAAACCUAAGAUCAUACUGGCUUAAUUAAGCAUUUUUUUCCUACAGUUAAGUUAAACCAUGAUUAUGAUGAGUAGUUUGGUAGAAUGAAGAUGUUUUUUAAGUCAAAAGAAAUAGGAUAAAUAUGAAACUCUGGAUAAGUAAAUAACCAAAGAAAGAAUGCAAUUCCUAAAAUCUGGUGACUGCAUUAUUUUAAAGAAAUAAAGUUUAUACAAAGAAGCUGAACUAGGCAAGCUCAAGAAGGAGAAAAUUCUUAAAACAUUUUUUGCCUGGUUUAAUUUAUUCAUUAAAAUUUCAAAGUUUAUUGGAAGUAAAUUAGGAAAGACAUGAAUGAGUAAACCUUUAAGAAGAGUCAAGCUUUUUCUGGAUUUAAAUGUCAUUUUCAUGAAAAACCAAUUGUCCACAUGAUUAAAUCGCAUCUUCAAAUGGAAAGCUUACCUAGGGUGCACCAGAGAAGACUGUUGUGGGAUGCAAACAAGCCAGUUGGACAAAAGUCGUGAGCUAGUCGUCUCCCUUUUCAUUUUAAUGUCUGACUAUAACCAAAGGCUAUGGGGAGGGAGGGGGACAAGGGGUGAAGAGAACAGUGGAGGUUAUAAGGCUGGAAUCAAGAGCUGUCAGAAGAGGUAGGAGUGGAAAGAACUGGCAUCUCUUGAACAAUAAUUAUCACUGGGAGACAAUGAUAAUUAUCACUAACUAGCCUGCAUCUCUAAAGAGAGUGUAUAAAUACUAUUAGAUCAGAAACAGAAAUAAGUGACUGACAUACUUGAAAGUGGUGUAAGGGGGACAAAACUAGUAGCUGAAUUAACCCAGACCUAGGCAAUAAAUAUGGACUCUGUUCUGUUAAUCCCAGCAUAUGUUUGCACCGUACCAGUCUCGUUUGAUUUUUCUUCUUUGAGGUGGAAAAGGCACUGCUGUUCAAUGUGAUCGUUCCCUCAUACCACACAGCCAUAGGCUGCAGCUGGGCUGCUGAAGCUGAGUUUGAUGUAAAGUAAUUUGGGCUUCAGAAAGGAUGGUGCUGGCUACAGAAAAAGUCAAUGUCAAAAACCAACGGUAGGCACUUCCCUGGUGGUGCAGUGCGUAAGAAUCUGCCUGCCAAUGCAGGCAACACGGGUUCGAGCCCUGGUCCGGGAAGGAUCCCACAAGACGCGGAGCAACUAGGCCCAUGUGCCACAACUACUGAGCCUGCGUGCCACAACUACUGAAGCCCACGCGCCUAGAGUCCGUGCUCUGCAAUGAGAAGCCACCGCAAUUAGAAGCCCACGCACCGUAUCCAAGGCUAGCCCCUGCUCACUGCAACUAGAGAAAAGCCCCCGCGCAGCAACGAAGACCUAACGCAGCCAAAAAUAAAUAAAUGAAUUUAUAAAAACAACAACAACAAAAAACCAAACCCCCAAAACCCCCCAAUGGUGGCAUUUUCAAAUGUUACUGUAAGUACUAUAAUAUUGGCCAUAAAAACCUGAUCUUAAAAUUGAGGGAUCUGGCAUUUUGCAUGGUAUGAGAAAGGUUACAAACUUCAAGGUUGUUUUAUUUAAGCAAAAAACAAAAAACCUGAACAAGACAUAUAUACAAUUUAUUAAAAACACAUGAACACAUUAAAAUCUCACUAUUUAUACAGUCUAAAUUCUAGCAACAUAUACAAAUACUGAGUGACUACAGUACAUGCCGAGGUAAGAAAAGUACAUUCUGGGAGAAUAUCACUGACACUCAAGCCAUUUUUAUUUCCAAUACGUAUUUCAAUACAUGUUUUGUUUCUACCUUUCCCAGUGCCAAAAAAGAAGAGGAGGAGAUGAGAAGAAACUAGUCACAAGUUGGAUUAAAUGAGAACUGGUGCCACAAUUGACCUAAAAGUAUCCAACUCUUCCUUAGAUUUUGCAGUUUAGGGACUUCAAGUUCAGAACUGAAAGGCAGAGCCAUCAUUCCAGUGGUGAGACUGGGAAGUGGGAGACCCGCCCGCAGAAGGCCUCUGGUGUCACCUGCAGCAACCUGCCACCUGCCACAGAGAGUAGGAAUUCGGAAGAUGACAACUCAUGGCAGAGAUAGCAGACUUCACUGACUCGUAAAACGCUGAACUCCACUGCGUCCUUUGCCGCUGAGAAGUUUAAAGUGUCACACACCCUUAACUGCAUAGACCUGAUUCCUCUACCAUGUGCAAGAUAAGCCAACGCUGUCACUAACAGUGAGGGGACCGAGGGCCACGUGUGCAACGAAGAACGUUCUCCCCCAGCCUGCUCCUCAGAAUUCUGACACAUCCUCCCCUGGAGAAACUUCUGUCCCUCCCCAACAUUAAGAAUUGCUAUCUACCGUAAGCCUUUUAAAAAGAAAAAAAUCAAGCACACAAAAGGACAUUUUCUGAUGUACAGCUAAUUAAAAUAAUGCGCUGCAAGCUAAAGAGAAAGUUUUUCUAGUGUUGUCAACGAGGAAAAGAGGGUUAUGUGACUUGCUGAAGAUCACAAGUGGGGCUUUCUCAAAGAGCCCAAGCUAUGUGUUUUUCCUGCUUCGAAACAUUCUUCUCUAGUAUAAGACUAUGUUUUUAUUAUUGAUACUAAAAGCUCCCUCAUUUUAAAGUCUGGCUGUAUUUAAAAUAUAAUACUUCAUUAUUUCAAAGUAAGGUAUAGCGUAAAAUUUGUGGACGAGAUGGUAGGUGCUGAAGCUGUCCAAGGGUUGUACUAUAAAGGAUUUCAUAUUCUUGAUCUCCAGUGACAAAGCUGCAGGUGAUUUAUUCGUUACAUGUAAAGUACUUAGAACAGUGCCCUGCAUAGGUUAGGGAUUCAGUAACUUGCAGCUGUUUUUAUUAUUACUUUUCUCCUGGCUAUUUUCCAUAAGCCCCUUAACGGCGCUUCCUCUUUACUCCUUGUCACAAAGCCAGUUGUCAGCAAUUUCAUCCACUACGUUUGUAGAAGUAACCUCAAUUCUGCAGCUCAGACCUUUUGUCCUGAACAGGCUCAUGUUCCAUCUUGCCUCUUGGGAGUCUGAAUGUCCAGAGUCCUUUAAACGUCAUCCCACACUGAUCUCAGGACUUGCCUCCUGCCUCUCAACAGCUCUACUCCCCUGUCCUCACGCCCACGCCCUGGGGCUUUAACCGCAGAGUAGUUAGACUUGAACUGCCGAUUGAUCAGAGGCUGCAGCGGCUAACAGCACGGGCUCUGAAGCCUGGACCAAAUCUCCACCCUGCCAUGUGCUGACCAGGUGACCUCAGACAAGUUACCUGUGCUCUCUCAGUCUCACUUUCCUCUUCUAUAAAAUGGGAUUUAUAGCAACACCUGCUUCACAGGUUGUUUUAAGGAUUAAAUGAGUUAAAACACGUAAGGCAUUUAGAAAAACGUGUAAAACCAGCAUUUCGUUUUAUUUUCUAUGCAACUGCCGUUGCUACUGUUCUCACCACUACCACUGUUGCUGUCCGGUUCCCUGAAAGCAUCGUGAACUUUCCUUCCUGGACUCUCCCAGAGCCCUGUUCCCUCCUCCCCCGCCUCAUGCCCUCAUGCUAAGUUGUCAGUUCUGUACAGACAGCCCCCCAACACCAGGAAUCCGGGACCCACGCCUCCUCCAGCUUCCUUCCACCCGUGGAACAAACUGUGGUUGGUACGGUUAUGAUUCCUACUCAUCUUGGGUGAAACUUAGAGGAUUUAAGCUAUUUAAGACAUGUUACGUAGUUCAAAAUGGAGUCCCAGUGGCCAACACGAACUUGCCUAUGAGUUGUUUUGAAACAUCCACUGUAGGACUGCCAGUGUCCUCGAAUGAUAAACUGAGAAUAUUACUUUAGACAAGAAGUUUGAUGGGCCAUGUAUGGCACGGGAACAGACAGCAACUGAAGGAGUCCAGACUCUUCCCCUGGGGUAACAGUUAUUCCUUAAGAGGAGUCCAUUGAACAGAGUGACCUGAAGGAUCUUGGCUGGAGGCCCCCAUGCUGCUGAGAGCUGUUCCAGAUGGAGGCCACCUGCGGCCCUGCUGGAGCCGGGGUGGUUUCCCACUCUCACUUGUCAUGUGCUGCUGUUGGUGCUGAGAUGCCUCCUUCAAGGCUUCUCCUUGGAGUGGUUCGUUUACACCCUCCUCCCCUGCCCACCCCCCCCACACUUUGCCUAACCUGUGUUGUGCGCUAAUUAUGUAUAGUAAACCGAGUGAGUCGUGAGUUGAAUAUUGGCUACUGUUUUAUCUCCAAUCCCGUGAUCCCUACCUGCCCUUACUGCUGGGCCCUGCAACAAACAGGUUCCACGGUGGAAGGUUUUCUGCAGAGUAUCCUCUCCCAUCCAUAGACUCUGGGGUUCACCACUGGACUCCCAGCACACGGCUCAAUACUUGGCAGGGAGUAGGAGGCUCAAAUAUCUGUUGGAUGGCUAGACAAAUGAAGUCCCUCCAAAGCUGUCAGUCACCAAUCUGUCCCUCCUACCCUGUUACCUCUACUCACGCCAUCUCUACCGGUCAACUGCACAAGCCAGAAACGUGAGAGAAACUUAGAUCCUCCUCCUUCCUUAGCAAGUGGCCAGUCAAGCCCUGCACUGACGCCUCUGGGAACCCUCUCCCCCUCCAAGUCUCUCCCUUUCCUAGAAUUGCUGUAUCAUGUUCCUGUGUGGCCUUAAAAGUUUCCUAACUCAUCUCUCUGCCUCUUCUAGUCUCUCUCUCCUCUUCAAUCCACCCUCCUGCCACCAUUUUUCUACAAUCAUCUGAUAAUAUCACCUGUCCGCUGAACCCUGCUCAAGGAUUUCCCCAUCUACAGAAAGUCCUUCCUGGUCCCAGGUCCAGGCUGCAUUUCUAUGGGUCUCCUAGCGCUCCCGCACACCAAGCCCCUGUGGGAUGACUCACUGUUCUGCCUACAUUCCACAACUCUGUGCCUUCCUGCAAGCCAUCCCAUCCAUCUGGGCCAUUCUCUCUUCCUCUAUCUCGCCAAAUGUAAUCCCUCCUUUAAGGCAAACCAUGCCAAAUUUGAGGAACACUCUUUUCUGAAAAAAAGGUUUCAGGUAAUUCUCAUGGUUCUUACGUCUGUGUUCCCCAGCACUUCAUAUACAACUCAUCAUGCCAAAGUAUAGUGGUCAACCCUGCUAAACAAUCUGGAGAUAAUAAUUGUGUCUCAUUCUUUCAAAGUGCUACUAAGUAUCUAUUAUAUCUUACUGAUGUGUGUAACCCAUUGUAUAAUACAAAAUUUGAUAUAAUAAAGGUACUCAGUAACUGA